Messenger RNA from Loa loa (African eye worm), 1080 nucleotides. Its product is annotated as RNA recognition domain-containing protein. The transcript has 7 exons. The record is from RefSeq and is a predicted model, not a curated record. The coding region runs from base 1 to 1080 and encodes 359 amino acids. NCBI's taxonomy places the organism in Eukaryota, Metazoa, Nematoda, Chromadorea, Rhabditida, Onchocercidae. Gene Ontology annotation, molecular function: RNA binding.
AUGGACUCGAUAACAAGCUAUUUCCCAGGAGCAAUAUCGGCUUUUCUUGCAAAGGAGGGAAGUGAUGCUACGGUUGGCGGUAAAGAGCGGAAGCGAAAGAAGGAAACCGAAUCAAGAAAUGAUGAGUCGGUGGUAUUCUCCAAGAAGUGUGUUACUAAAACCCGUCGUUUUGAAUUGCCUGUUGCUGAAAAGAAGUUGCAGCCAAAGUCAGCAGGACCCAGUGGAACUGAUUACUUGACGUCGGAAAGUCUACUUCAGGAGCCAAAUUUUCGAAGUCGGUAUAGUAGUCUAUGUUCCGACACAUUUACAACGAUAAAAGCGCGGAACAAAAUUUUAUCCACAUUUUUAAGUGAGACGGAAAUGAAAAAAAGAGAAGCAACAUCGGAAGAAAAAACUCGGACAGUAUUUGUUGGAAAUGCACCAUUGUCAAGCUCUAGGAAAGGAAUCAAAAAACUAUUCUCGCAGUUCGGUGCUGUUGAGAGUGUGCGGCUGCACUGUUUUAUUGCUGCCAAUGAGAAAAUUACAAAAAAGCGCGAUAUUCCAAGUGGUGUGCGAUCGCUGACUUUUUAUGUCAAAUUUAAAAAUGCGAAGUCGAAAGAAGCGGCCCUAGCGUUGAAUGGCGAGAAGUAUGACGGAAAUUUGUUAAGAGUGGAUAGUUGUUGCGCAAAAAGAAAGUACAAUUGCCGAACAACAGUUUUUGUCGGUAAUCUACCUUAUGAUGUAUCCGAAAACGAGCUUAUCGCACAUUUUGAAAUGUCUGGAAAUGUUUCUUUCGUGAGAAUAGUUCGAGAUUCGAGGACUGGUAAUAGUAAAGGUUUUGCUUUUGUGGCAUUCAAAGAUAGUGCAGCCGUGCCACUUGCACUACAGCUUGAUGGAUCCAUCUUCAAAAGGCGUCCGUUACGUACCAAGAGAGUGCAGAAGAAAAACAAGGUAAAGAGCCAAACUUAUCAGCGUUCACUGAGAACUGUUACGAAACAACUCACUGGUCAGAUGCAGUUUGAUAGGAGUGUAAAGAGCGUAUCAAACAAGAACCUUCGCAAAUGUGGUAAAAGAGGAGUUAAAAACAGUAUCAUGACUUAA